Messenger RNA from Biomphalaria glabrata, 4467 nucleotides. RefSeq lists its product as uncharacterized. The transcript has 4 exons. Lineage: Eukaryota; Metazoa; Mollusca; Gastropoda; Planorbidae. Gene Ontology annotation, biological process: regulation of transcription by RNA polymerase II. The coding region runs from base 419 to 1048 and encodes 209 amino acids. The record is from RefSeq and is a predicted model, not a curated record. Gene Ontology annotation, cellular component: nucleus; NuA4 histone acetyltransferase complex.
UACAAUGGGUAGAUAACUCUAACAAAAAAAGUCUUUGCUAACCAGUGUAUAACUGUUUUCUAGAGUCUAGACUAGAUCUAGAAUUCUAGAUAGAUCUAUUAUAUUAUUAGCAUUUUGUAAUUAUGAAUAUCUACUAUAUCUAGAGACACUAGAUCUAAUCUAAACCUACUAGAUUUUUACAUCUUUUCUUUACUUUUGUCUGCUAGUUAUAUUUAUAUAGAGGGUCUAGAGUGACGAGUUAGUCUUCUUAGACUUAAAAAUUAGGCUUAGGGCUUAGGACUAGAGUACUCAGUUAGUUAGUCAGUACUAGAGUCUGACUGAGUAGAGACUCUAGUUAACUCUAGUUCUAGUAGUAGAGGCUAGAGCAGUAGAGCUAUUCUCAACUUAGACUUUAGAACUGCAGAGCCAGAGUGCCAAGAUGACACUGACUGUAGAAGCAAAUGAAGUUGUAUGGAAUGUAGACAUGGAAGUCAAUCUCUUCCAUGCAAUGAGAGGGCACAAACCUGCAGGUGUUAAUCGCCACUUUCAGAUGUUGGCAAUACAUGAACGUCUGAGCUCAUCUUGUAAAAAGAUUACAUCAGAUGAUGUCUGGGGUCAUCUUUCCACAUUAUAUGAUCUACAAGCAUUGAAUGAGUCAGAGAUGUUGCCGUUUCCUAACAAACCUGGUGACUUUGACAUUGUAGACAGUGAGUUUCAAGAAUUAUCAGAGAAAAGUUUUCCAAGGACAUCCUAUAUCAAUCUACCUACAGUUGCUGAAACACCUAAAGCAGCAGAAGUUUCAUCAAAAAGUACACCAAAAAUUGUGAAAACAGAAACUAAACCAGAGACUAAAACCCCCAGUCACAAAUCUGAAUCUAGAGGAAGCACACCAUCAGUGCGAGUUGAAAGCAAAUCAAGUCCUGCCCCAUUCAAGUCCUUACCACAAAGUGUCACACCUAGCACACCAAGCCAGGAGCCAUCACCCAAACGUACGAAGAGAACUAGAAAUGUGCCGUCUGCUAACAGCCCAGCCACACCAACUGAACCUUUAGCUAAACGGAGACGAUAAUAUUGAUCUAUGUGUGUAUAUAGAUCAGCAAUUGUUAAAUGUAUAUAUUAUUGGCAUAAAUACUAUUUUCCUUUUGAUUAAAAGAUAGGAAUGCAUGAGAUAAAUUUAUAACCAUAAUGAAAAUAAACAUACAUAUUAAAUAAAACUGUCUAGCUACCUAUCAAGAGGCUUAAGUUUUCUGAGCAGGUAUAGGCAGAAUAGAAACCUCCCACAUACCCUUCUUCCAAUGGUUAACAAAAGAGUUUGGGCCACAACAUAAUAAUUGAACUAUACAAAAACAAUUAAAAAAAGAAUUUUUCAACUUGUUUUUUAACUGAAACUAUUGUCAUAGAGUUAAAAUUUCAAUGAUUUAAUAACAACACAUGACUGGAAAGGGGAAGGUCUAUUGUCAAUACUUGACAUCUCUAUUUUUAAUGAAAACAAACAUUAUUCAGGGAUAAUGAACAAAAAAAAAAAAGAAAAUCAGUAAUACUGGUAUAUAGUAAAAAUCACUUUUCUUAAAUUUUUUUUUUAUAUUGUUGAUAUUACCCUAAAGAAUUACUUUCUGAAGCAUAGAUAAUGUUGAUAAAAAUAUUUCUUAUAUUUCUUAUUUUAUAAUAUUUGAUUUAGAAAAUAUGUUUCGCAGUUGAGUCUUUAUAAAAAGUCAAGCUAUAUUCUGCACUCUUAAGACUUAAUAACAAAAUUCUAUUCUAAUUUUAUUUGAAACGAGGCUCUAAACCAAAGCCUGCUACGUAUGUAUGUCAAUUUUUGAAAUAAAAAUACAAUUUACAAGUUCUAAUUAAUUUUUUCUUUGUUGGUAGUAAUGUUUGUGCAAUUACGUCUCUAAGUAUUUCAGCAAAUAAUUUGUAUUCAUGCCUCAAGUAGCAUAGUCUUAUUCUUAAAUAUUUGUCUUUUUUUUUUCAUUACUGUUUACAUCUCCUAUUAAUUUUAAUUUCAACUUAUUUCUCAUUGUGCUUUGAAUAUGUAGAAAAAAACAAAAGGACAAAUCAACAAUCCACAGAAAAACAAAUUUAUUACAUUGUUUGUUACAAAAAUCUUCAGAGACAAAACAUAUGCUGAACACAAAAAAAAACUAUUAAAAUCAAUAGAUGCACACUAUUUGAAGCCUUCGGUGGAUUUAUCAAUUGGUAUCUCAACAUAAGGAUCAACUCAUGUUGACUUCUACAACCACUUAACUGGCUGAAAUACAACAAUAGAUCUAAGUUAGAAAGAAAAGGGGUGGGCAUGAAAAGAAAUGAUAGUAUAACAAACAUUAUGAAAGUGAUUUGGUAACAUUUGUGAAAAUUGAGUUCUAGUCUAUGGAACAUUGGCACCACAAUAUUACUUAUUUACAAAGUAUUCAAUAAUACACUAAGAUCUAUUGUAGAAAUUCGUUAUAAAAAUCUUUCCCUGAUGAGCCUGGCCUAGUAACUUUACUGAAUUUGAGAUUUUCAUAAAGAUACCCCUCUUAUCAUUUUACAGUAAAAUUGGGUCAAGUAGGUUAAAUGUUUGGCUGGAAUCUGAGUUCAGUGUGUGGUUAGAUACCAACUUUUAGCUGAAAAAAAAGUAAGCUAUAGCUUUUGGUUUCACAACAUCCUUAUUGUUCUCACAAACUGGUAAACUUAACACCACCAAUCCAAUGGACCUUCUGAUCUCAAAGGGAUACAAUACUUGUAUUACUUAAGACUAAAAUCAAUAGGAUAAAUAUAAUGCAACUUUAUGUUUUCAAAUGUCCUAAGAUAAAUUUGGAUUGUUGAAAUAAAAGUAUGUUCUUGCUGUGAUGCUGUUAUUGGAUUUAAAAAAUCUUUUUUCUGUACACAAAGUUAUGACUAAAUAUUAGUCUAAGUAAAGAAGCCCUAGUAAACUCACUAGUAGCCGACAGACAAGAAUUUUCUUAUAAAACUGUGUACUUUACUUUAAGACACUUAUUAAACUUUAUAAAAAGAAGUUCUCAUCCCUUUGUGAUGGAUAAAGCUUGAUGGAUACAUGAAGCGUCCUCUUAAUGAUGACCUUAGAUGAUUUGUGGAGCUAAGAUUGUACAUAUUCCUAGCUAUAUAAAGUUAAAAGCACUUUCUUCUUUCAUAUUACUUAAAUCUAACACUUUUGAAGACAAGUCUGUGUGUGUGUUUAUAGUGCAUUUCUACACAUUCUUCUAGGUAUAAAGGAUAUGUCCAUAAAUGUAGCAAACAACAAGGAUUUGAUAAACAUCAACAAUGCACAGCAUGAAGAAACAAAACCACAAACCACAGGAAAGGAAUCAAACAAAAUAAAUACUGAAUAAAAGUAUACAUAUUUAUACAAUUGUAAUCAUAGUGACAAGGGUUAAACUAUAAAUAAACCAAGGUGUUAACAACUCUAAUGUGCAGACUUUCCUCAAUGUAUUUUACAAAGAUCAUGAUGGUUUUUAGUUGUUGUUUUUUUUGACAGUCUAAGGUAAAUAUAAAUAAUAAUUUAUCUCUAAACAUCUGCAAGUGCAUAUAAUAUUGAAAGUGAAUUCGUAUAUAUUAUGUAGCUUAAAAAUAAGAAAUGUCUAUUGUCAAGUCAAUAUUUAUUUUAAAAAACAAACACCAAGAAAAAAAAAUAGAUUUCGACAUUUUAUUGAGUUAUUAAACUGCCAUUUGGAUACUGGAUCAAAAUGAAGUGGGGCUACAACACAGUUAUAUACUGCCAGUGUAAAAAUAAAUAGCUCUAGUUGAUAGGAGCCUACAGUUACAAAAACACCAAGACUAAUUCAACUCUAAGGUAACAUAGCAUCAUGCAAAUUAGUAUAGUAGUCAGUUAAUAAGCCUUAGGAAAAUAACUUUUCCCCCACAGAAAUUAUCGUAAGUCUGAGUAUUAAAAAUACAGUGUAUGUAUGUUGCAAUUUGCAUACAAUUCAAUUUAAUAAUAAAGGGUAGACAAGUUCACAAUUAAAUAUUCUCAGCUAUUUUUUUUUUUAUGAAUAUGCAUGCUAUAUUAGUGAAAGAAUGCCAAAUCUGAAUAGAGUGCCCAUACUUUGGUUAAUUUUAGAUGAUUGUAAAAUAAGUAUUAUGAAAAAUUACAACUCAGAAAACCCAAGAUAAAAACAUUCUUACCCAUUAAAAAAAAAUGAGGAUGAUGCAAUAAUUUUUGAACUAAAAAACAUGUAUCAAAUAUAUGUGUGAAAAGAAACAUAUGUAUAUUAUGUCAGUACUAGCAUCUUAUGUAAUUCAAUUUCAUAACAAUACAAGUUUAACAAAAAUGUCUAUCUUUUUUUUUAACAUAAAAUAUACAAUAUGAUAAAUAAGUCCAGGUAAUUACAUAUAGAUAUAUCAAGUUAUUUGUUGUUGUUUUUUUACAAUUUGAAAGAAAAUUGGCGGUCCAGACUUCUUAGAAUGCUGUGACACGUGUUUAAAAAAAAAAAGGAACAAAUUCACCUGUGUACAUUUUGUGUUUUCAAAGGUUGCUUGUGUGAAAUAAAA